UCUGGACCUGUGUUGUUUACAUCUUGUAAAUAAACGCAUGCGUCAUAUCAGCCACGUGGGCUGUGUAAAAGGAUACACAGUGGUUCCUAUUGGUCCAAAUUCUCGCGACGUCACGUGACGUGCUCCUCCUCUUCCCUUUCCGUGCGCGAGCAGCGGCAUUUUCCCGCGAACUCUCAGCUCCAUAAAUACCUCAGCAGAGCAGAGCAGCGCUGGGUCUGUUGGAAUGGAAUAUAGAUUAAUUAUUUUUUUAGAAUAAUUUCACAACAUAUUGCACAACACCCCUUUGGGAGACAUGGCAAAGCAAAUUUCCCUCUUUAAUUUCUUCACAAAGUCGCCUCCACCCGCGCCGAAGGCCAAAUCCAACCCUUCUCCGGUGGAGGCAGAUGCAGUGAGGAGAUCCAACACCUCACCUAAAGAACAAGCCAACAUCAACGGCAAGAAAACACCAGCAAAACCGGCCAAAUCUCAAGUUAAAGCUGGACACGCGAAACUGUUCGGGGAGAAAGCAAACACUGCAAAGGAGAGAAAACAGUCAUGCAUGUUUAGUGCUGGCACACUGGUAUGGGCCAAGAUGGAAGGACAUCCCUGGUGGCCCUGUAUGGUUGUUCCUCAACCUCUCAGCGGACAGCAGAUGAGGGGCCGUGGCCGAGACCAAAGGCUUCACGUUCACUUUUUCGAUGAACCACCAACCCGAGGCUGGGUUAACACUAAAUACAUAAGAGAGUACCAAGGCUCUAAUAGCGCAGAUGCCAAAUCGGGAGGCGUGUUCUUCAGCGGUAAGCCUGUGAUACGUAAAGCAAUGGAGCUGGCAGAUGCUGCAAUGAAGCAGAAUCCUGAGCAGAGACUGAAGAUUCCCGUGUGCAUGGAUCCCUCCGAUGAAGAGGAUGAUGUUGAGGAUAUGGAGGUUGAGAAAUCAACUCUAACAGAUGAGGAAACGACUGAGGAAGAGGCUGAAGAAAAGGUGAAACCCAGCCGGCGUUCAUCUCGUGCCGCGGCUGAAAACGGUCAGAAGUCGAAGCGUCGGCGCAUCGUGGUGGCAUCUGACAGCGAUGACUCCGGUGAAGAGUUCAAUCCCGAGCAAGCAACAGUAAGCAGUGACGAGGAGGUAGUGAGUAGCGGGGCUGAGGAAGAAGAAAGCAAGCAGGAGCCCGAACCAGAACCAGAAAGCCCGGUGAAACCGGUCAAGCGCAAACGUCCUUUAGAGAAGCCCGUUAAAUCACAGACCCCAAAACGAGCGCCUGCAACUUCACCAUCCGUGACGUCCAACACCAAAUCUCGGCUCUCUGCUUUCUCUGCCCCAGACAACUUCGAAAGUCAGAGUACCAGUGCAAACGGUACAGAGGGAGGAUCUACUGUGUGGGACCAUGAGAAACUCGACUGGUUGAUGGACGGCAAGAGAAAGGAUGCGCAGCGUAAACGACAAUCUGAUAAAAACUACGACCCCACGACUCUAUAUGUUCCCGAUGAUUUCCUGAACAGGACAACGCCUGGAAUGCGCCGCUGGUGGCAGCUGAAGUCUGAGAUGUUCGAUACCGUUUUGUUCUACAAAGUCGGAAAGUUCUACGAGCUCUACCAUAUGGACGCGGUGAUUGGCGUCAACGAACUCGGCCUUACCUUCAUGAAGGGCACUUGGGCCCAUUCAGGCUUCCCCGAGAUUGGCUUCGGGCGCUUCUCAGACGUCCUCGUGCAAAAGGGCUACAAAGUGGCUCGUGUGGAACAGACCGAGACCCCUGAUAUGAUGGAGGCACGAUGCAAGAAAAUGUCGCGUCCCACCAAAUUCGACCGCGUCGUCAACCGAGAGGUUUGCCGAAUCAUCACGCGAGGGACUCAGACGUACAGCGUGCUUGACGGCGCCCCUUCUGAAACUCAAAGUAAAUACCUGUUGAGCAUUAAAGAGAAGAGCGAGGAGGACAGUGCAGGCCAUUGCCACAUCUACGGGGUUUGUUUCAUUGACACGUCGGUGGGGCGCUUCCAUAUCGGCCAAUUCCGGGAUGACCGCCAUUGUUCCCGUUUGCGUACUCUGGUUGCGCACUAUUCUCCCGCCCAGGUUGUUUUCGAGAAGGGCAAUCCUUCAACCGAGACAUUGAAAAUCUUUAAGGCCAUCUUGGCCUCCACUUUACUCGAAGGCCUCAAUGCUGGUUCGCAGUUUUGGGAUGCCCAGAAGACCUUAAAGGUCCUUGCUGAGGAAGACUACUUUAAAGAGAGCAAUGAUGAAAAGGCGGCAUCAGUGCUUCCUCCAACUCUCAAAGCCAUGACGUCCGAAUGUGACGCUCUAAGUCUCACUCCAAAGACGGGUUAUGAACUCGCUCUUUCCGCCCUUGGCGGCUGCAUGUUUUACCUCAAGAAAUGUCUAGUGGACCAGGAGCUUUUUUCCAUGGGCAACUUUGAGGAGUAUGUUCCUGUCGAUGUGGAGAUGGAGCAGGCUGGGGGAGCGUCUUGUUUUUUUGCCCAGACCCAUCAAAAAAUGGUUUUGGAUGGAGUGACCCUUGCUAACCUUGAGAUCUUUCAGAAUGGCUCGACCGGCGGUCCUGAGGGAACCCUACUUGAGCGAUUGGACACGUGUUGCACUCCCUUCGGCAAGAGGUUGUUGAAGCAAUGGCUCUGCGCCCCUCUUUGUAAUCCAUCCUCCAUUGGGGAUCGUUUAGAUGCUCUGGAGGACCUGAUGGGCGCUCCAUCUCAAGUGACCGAAGUCACCGACCUGCUAAAGAAGCUUCCGGAUCUCGAAAGGCUACUUAGCAAGAUCCACAGCAUGGGUACUCCUCUUAAAGGACAAGACCACCCGGACUCCCGAGCCGUCCUGUACGAGGAGGUCACCUACAGCAAACGUAAGAUCGCAGACUUUCUCGCUGCACUCGAGGGUUUUAAAGUUAUGAAAGAAAUCGUGUCGAUCAUGAAGCCCGUCGCCGAAGGCUUCCGCUCGAAACUAUUGCGCCGAGUGUUGCUCCUCAAGACGGAAAAUGAAGACGGGCUCUUCCCCAAACUUUCGCCAGAGCUCAAACGUUGGGACAAAGCUUUCGACCAUCAGAAAGCUCGAACCACAGGUGUCAUAACUCCAAAAGCUGGCUUUGAUCCGGAGUACGACCAAGCCCUAGGUGGAGUUAAAGAUUGUGAGAAAGACCUGCAGGAAUACCUGGACCGACAGAAGAAGAGAUUGGGCUGUAAGAACCUAUCCUACUGGGGAACGGGAAGGAACCGCUACCAGCUGGAAGUCCCCGACAGUGUUUCCGAGAGGAGCGUGCCGGAGGAGUACGAGGUGAGGUCCACUAAGAAGGGCUGGAAGCGUUACUCCACCAAAGAGAUCGAGCGGCUGUUUUCAGAGAUGCAGAGCUGGGAAGACAAAAGAGACGCAGCGCUUAAGGACUGCAUGAGAAGACUCUUCUACAAUUUCGACAAGAAUUACAAAGACUGGCAGACCGCCGUUGAGUGCAUGGCUGUACUUGAUGUGCUGUUGAGCAUGUCCCGGUACAGUCAGAGCGGAGACGGGCCCAUGGCGAGACCGGAGAUGGUUCUUCCGGGUGAUGGGUCUCAGUCGCACCCCUUCCUGGAUCUGAGAGCGUCCCGUCACCCUUGUGUCACCAAGACCUUCUUCGGUGAUGACUUCAUUCCCAAUGACAUCUUCAUCGCUUGCCCUAGCGGUGAAGAAGAGGGUCAAGAUAAUGAUAAAGCACUUGCCCCAUGUGUGUUAGUCACCGGGCCAAACAUGGGAGGCAAGUCCACCUUAAUGAGACAGUGUGGUCUGGUGGUGAUCUUGGCCCAGCUGGGCUGUUACGUUCCUGCUGAGAGUUUGCGUCUCACUCCUGUGGACCGAGUGUUCACUCGUCUUGGCGCCUCUGACCGUAUAAUGUCAGGUGAAAGUACGUUCUUUGUGGAGCUCAGCGAGACUGCUAGCAUACUUUUGCACGCCACCAACCACUCCCUCGUCCUGCUCGAUGAACUGGGCCGAGGUACGGCCACGUAUGACGGCACAGCCAUCGCGAGCGCAGUGGUGAAGGAGCUGUCGGAGAAGAUCUGCUGUCGGACCCUGUUCUCCACUCAUUACCACUCGCUGGUGGAGGAGCACGCCCAGGACCCCGCCGUGAGACUCGGACACAUGGCCUGUAUGGUGGAGAAUGAAUGCGAGGACCCCAGUCAGGAGACCAUCACCUUCCUCUACAAGUUCAUCUGUGGCGCGUGUCCCAAAAGUUACGGCUUCAACGCAGCGCGCUUGGCAAACAUCCCGGAGGAAGUCAUCCAGUCGGGCCAUAAGAAGGCCCGUGAGUUUGAGAGGAGCACCGUGUCUCUCAGGAUAUUCAAGAAACUGUGGUCAUUGGCUGAAGCCUCGUCAGCUGAUCGGGAGCAGUUCUCAGCGCUGGUUCAGAUGAUCGGCAGCCUGUGAUGAGAAAACCUUUUGUUUUGAGCACUUCAGUUCACUAUUCCAUGAGUUAUUUUUCACCACAUAUAAAGCAAGCAGGCAUCUCACUACUGAAAUGAUCUAAUAAAGUUUAUUUUUAAAAAUGUAACACGUUCCUCUGACUAGGAAAUUAAACUUUUGAUUAAUUACUACCAGCUACAUAAUGGUUAUUGAGUACUUCACAAUAUAUUAAGUCUAGAUGUCAUGGAACAUGCAUACAAUUCAGGCUGUAUGAGAACCCACAGUCACCAAAUACAGUUGGAUGGAGGGGGAAAGCACAAAAAAAGCUGUACAGAUAUUCAUCAGAGCUUCAAAUAAGCAAGAAGCCUCUUAAAAUCUCCAGCAACGUCACGCCGGCUCGCGGCAUUCAGGGGGAAAUGGGGCAGGAACGCGAGUCUGGUGUCCUGCGUUUACUUUUUUAGUCUUUCCUGAUGUCAUCCAAUCAGGAUAAAGGGGCGGGGACAUUAUUUAAAUCACUUGGGCCAAAUCGUUACCAGCAUCCUGGUGACUUAAAAACUUUUAUAUCACUUGGACACUUUCCCUUCAGACUCAAAACAUUGCUGGAGAAUACUUAGUGUUUCUUUCUCUUUUCUUCUUUUUUUCCUUUUUUUCAUCAAAUCUCUUUCACAGAAAGAACAUACAUCCUGCGACAUGAGAACAAAUACAGCAAAUCUAAGGUAUAAACAACCCCAAAAUUAAUAUACUUAAUAAAAUAAAAAGACAUUCAAGUACAUUUAAGAUUUUUGCUUGAAAAUACAAAACUACAUGAGAAAGCAUUAAAAUCAAACCUCAAUAACUCAGUCUUUAAAAAAACAAA
Messenger RNA from Pimephales promelas (fathead minnow), 5207 nucleotides. RefSeq names its product mutS homolog 6 (E. coli) (gene msh6). Gene Ontology annotation, biological process: mismatch repair. The record is from RefSeq and is a predicted model, not a curated record. Gene Ontology annotation, cellular component: MutSalpha complex; nucleus. Gene Ontology annotation, molecular function: ATP-dependent DNA damage sensor activity; ATP binding; mismatched DNA binding. Lineage: Eukaryota; Metazoa; Chordata; Actinopteri; Cypriniformes; Leuciscidae.